UCCACAAUUAUCAUCAGUAAUACAACAAACUUCAAACACAACAAACCAAAUCAAGAUGCGUCUAUCACUUUUGGCACUUUUCGGUCUACUCUGCCUGGCCUAUGCAAUGGCUGAGGAGGAAGUGUCCGCUGAUGAGCCUGUGAGCCUGUGGGAAUUCGCCGAUCAAGAUGGCCAUGCCAACGAGGGUGAUCGUGAUGUUCGCCAAUGGGGCGGUCGCGGUUGGGGUCGCGGUGGAGGCGCCGGUUGGGGUCAUCGCGGUGGCGGCGGCGGUUGGGGUCGCGGUGGAGGCGGCAGUUGGGGUCAUCGCGGUGGCGGCUGGGGCGGUCGCGGCGGUUGGGGUCGUCAUUGGUAAACUCCCAAUACACCCGAAUCACUUUCAAUAAUUCCCAAAUUUUGUUCGUGUAAAUAAAGAACAUUCGAAAAAGUAAA
Messenger RNA from Drosophila busckii, 429 nucleotides. RefSeq names its product protein FAM98B-like. Lineage: Eukaryota; Metazoa; Arthropoda; Insecta; Diptera; Drosophilidae. The transcript has a single exon. The record is from RefSeq and is a predicted model, not a curated record. Bases 56 to 352 code for a protein of 98 amino acids.